CCCGCCAUUGGGAAUGCCUCUUGUUUGUUCCAACCUCUCAACCACAGUCAACUUGCUUGGUUGAUUGACGAAGGGAUACCUUCUGUCACUCAGACUUGGCUUCUGCCUUGGCCUGGAUACACUUCCCUGCUCACAAUCAACCUUUACAAUCAACCUCCGUGCACACACCGAGAAAACACCGUGCUGUCGAUAGGCUCGCAACUGUCAACCUGCGUGAGGAUUCGUCUCGUGUGUCGACACGCUGACUUCCAAAAUGUCGACUUCCUUGCCUCCUCUAGACCCCAUUACCAACGGGGCGGGGGAUCGCGGUAAGAAGGUCGCCUACUUUUACGACUCGGACGUGGGUAACUAUGCCUAUGUGUCGGGACACCCUAUGAAGCCCCAUCGUAUAAGGAUGGCGCACAGCUUGGUGAUGAACUAUGGUCUCUACAAGAAGAUGGAAAUCUACCGUGCGAAACCGGCCUCCAAGUACGAAAUGACCCAAUUCCACACCGAUGAAUACAUCGAUUUCCUUUCCAAAGUGACUCCGGACAACAUGGACUCGUUUGCCAAGGAACAAAGCAAGUAUAACGUGGGUGAUGAUUGUCCUGUCUUCGAUGGGCUCUUUGAGUUCUGUGGUAUCAGUGCAGGAGGUAGUAUGGAGGGUGCGGCACGGUUGAACCGGAACAAAUGCGACAUCGCAGUCAACUGGGCUGGUGGUCUUCACCACGCCAAAAAGAGCGAAGCUAGUGGAUUCUGCUACGUCAAUGAUAUUGUUCUCGGUAUCUUGGAGCUGCUGCGGUUCAAGCAGCGCGUUCUUUACGUUGAUAUCGAUGUUCACCACGGCGACGGUGUUGAAGAAGCGUUCUAUACUACCGAUCGUGUCAUGACGGUCUCCUUCCACAAAUAUGGUGAAUAUUUCCCGGGAACUGGUGAACUCCGCGAUAUUGGCGUGGGCCAGGGCAAGCACUACGCUGUCAACUUCCCACUUCGCGAUGGUAUCGAUGAUACUUCUUACAAGAGCAUUUUCGAGCCUGUUAUCAAGAGCGUGAUGGAGUGGUACCGGCCUGAAGCUGUGGUCAUGCAGUGCGGUGGUGACAGUCUCUCUGGUGAUCGUUUGGGCUGCUUCAACCUCAGUAUGCGCGGUCAUGCCAACUGCGUAAAUUUCGUCAAGAGCUUUAACCUGCCAACUCUUAUUCUUGGAGGUGGUGGUUACACUAUGCGUAACGUUGCUCGAACCUGGGCGUUCGAGACCGGUGUCCUUGUUGGUGACAAUUUGGCGUCGGAACUUCCCUACAACGACUACUACGAGUAUUUUGCUCCGGACUACGAAUUGGAUGUGCGCCCCUCUAAUAUGGACAACGCCAACACCAAAGAAUAUCUCGACAAGAUCCGAACGCAAGUCGUUGAAAACCUUAAGCGUACUGCUUUCGCGCCAUCCGUGCAAAUGACUGAUGUACCCCGGGAAUCCCUUGUAGACGGUAUGGACGAUGAAGCGGAUGCGAUUCUCGACGAUCUCGACGAGGAUGAGAACAAGGACAAGCGAUACACGAAGCGACGCUUUGAUCAGUACAUCGAAAAACCCGGCGAGCUGAGCGACAGUGAAGAUGAAGACGAGAAUGCGGCCAACGGCGUGCAUCGCAAGCCGCAAUCGCUGAAGCGAAGGAACCAGAUUAACUACCGGAAUCUGGAUGUUGCUGACUCGGGGCCGGAGAGCGGCAUGGCUACGCCCGUUGACGCUUCUUCGAUCCCAGAUGACGACAUGGAUAUCGCCGCUGAUACGAAAAUGACGGAAGCUCCGGAGCCAGAGACUGAGGCGCAGGCUUCGCCUUCGGUUGGUGACCUCCCGCCCAGGACCGAGGCAGUAUCCGGUGCGAAUGCUAGGGAACUGGCACUCGACGGACCAGGCGACCAAGCUGCUCCCUCGGCUCCCCUCUCCCUCCAACCAUCUCCGAAACCUCACGAUGAAGACACGGCGAUGGAAGAUGCGGGAGAUGAGGCGCCGGGAACGGAGCAGGCCGAGAGCGCACCAGCUGCCGGCGAAGCAGAGAACAAGGGCCAUGAAACGAAGCCCAGCGAAGAGACCCCCGCAAGUGCUGUACCUGAAGGUUCUUCGGCGCCUGCCAAGAGCCAUUCACCGUCGACAGAAACUAACCAGCAGCCCGAGACCUCCGAGGUCGAAAACGCUAAGCCAGCAGCCGCAUCCACCGAAGCCAGCGCAUCGAAGGAAAAGAGCCCCGAGACUUUGAAGGAUGACUCGACAGCCGCCAAGGCCGAGUUUGAGUCCAAUGGCGGAGCCAAGGAGGCCACGAAGGAAACGCAGCCUGCCGAGCCUACGAAGAGCGAGGACUAAGGGCUCCUGUAACCUCGGGAUUGCUGGCGUAAGGGACGGGCAGUAAUGGUGUUUCUGGUUGCGAUAUUCUGCAUGAAAAUUAGGUCCAACAUAUAUCUCUGUUCUGAUUCACUAUUGCUUUUAUUUUCUUAGAUGUAUGUACUAGGCGAAUGCAUG
Molecule: messenger RNA, 2488 nt
Organism: Aspergillus homomorphus CBS 101889
Lineage: Eukaryota; Fungi; Ascomycota; Eurotiomycetes; Eurotiales; Aspergillaceae
Gene: rpdA
Product: histone deacetylase RPD3
Exons: 4
Coding region: 254-2332 (692 amino acids)
Molecular function (GO): histone deacetylase activity
Source: RefSeq, a predicted model, not a curated record